Messenger RNA from Pelobates fuscus (common spadefoot toad), 2418 nucleotides. It is a transcript of the gene CPNE5, whose product is annotated as copine 5. Bases 72 to 1820 code for a protein of 582 amino acids. Gene Ontology annotation, cellular component: plasma membrane. The record is from RefSeq and is a predicted model, not a curated record. Gene Ontology annotation, molecular function: calcium-dependent phospholipid binding. Gene Ontology annotation, biological process: cellular response to calcium ion. NCBI's taxonomy places the organism in Eukaryota, Metazoa, Chordata, Amphibia, Anura, Pelobatidae. The transcript has 21 exons.
UACACAACAGGGAAAGAGAGUGCUAAAAGGCAGCACUGAAGCCAGAGGACGACUAGGUGAGCUGGGCGGUGAUGGACAGACUGCAGGACAUGGAGGAAUCCUCAGACUCUGACCCUGUCUGUGGAGAAAUCCCAGCCACCAGAGUUGAAUUGACUGUAUCAUGCAGGAAUCUUCUAGACAAAGACACAUUCUCGAAGUCCGACCCCAUGUGUGUCAUGUAUACUCAGGGAGUAGAGAGUAAGCAAUGGAGAGAGUUUGGACGUACUGAGGUGAUCGAUAAUUCUCUGAACCCAGAUUUCGUUCGAAAAUUCAUCUUGGAUUAUUUCUUUGAGGAGAAGCAAAACCUUCGAUUUGACUUGUAUGAUGUUGAUUCAAAAAGCCCUGACCUGUCCAAGCACCAGGAUUUCCUUGGUCAAUGUUUCUGCACACUAGGCGAAAUUGUUGGUUCUCCAGGAAGCCACCUAGAAAAAUCAUUAACAAUUGGACACAAUGCCCUUAAUUCAAGAACAGGGAAACCUGCACCAGCAAUGUCUAAUGGAGGAAUUCACAGCAAGAAAUGCGGUAUCAUUAUCAUAUCUGCUGAAGAGCUGGGUAACUGCAGGGAUGUCACCACUAUGCAGUUUUGUGGAAGCAAACUGGAUAAAAAAGAUUUCUUUGGAAAAUCUGACCCUUUUAUGGUAUUUUAUAGGAGCAAUGAGGAUGGGACAUUCACAAUUUGUCACAAGACGGAGGUGGUUAAGAACACACUCAGCCCUGUAUGGCAGCAGUUUUCCAUCCCAGUGAGAGGACUGUGCAAUGGAGACUAUGACAGGACUAUAAAGGUGGAGAUAUAUGAUUGGGACAGAGAUGGAAGUCAUGAUUUUAUUGGAGAGUUCAGCACCACUUACAGAGAAUUAUCCAAAGGACAAAGUCAAUUUAAUGCUUACGAGGUUAUUAAUCCAAGAAAGAAAAUAAAGAAGAAGAAAUAUGUAAACUCAGGCACGGUUACACUUUUGUCUUUUUCUGUGGAGUCAGAACACACAUUUUUAGAUUAUAUCAAAGGAGGCACACAGAUUAAUUUCACAGUUGCUAUUGACUUCACAGCAUCAAAUGGAAACCCUUCUCAGUCAACCUCUCUUCAUUAUAUGAACCCAUAUCAGCUGAAUGCCUAUGCUCUUGCACUGAAGGCUGUAGGGGAGAUUAUACAGGAUUAUGAUAGUGACAAACGUUUCCCAGGACUUGGAUUCGGAGCUAAACUUCCACCUGAUGGAAGAGUCUCCCAUGAAUUUCCCUUGAAUGGAAGUGUGGAGAACCCACAGUGUAAUGGAAUUGAAGGAAUCUUAGAAGCAUAUCAUAAGAGCCUGAAAUCCGUACAGCUCUAUGGUCCUACAAAUUUUGCUCCAGUAGUGAACAGAGUGGCAAGGUUUGCGACUGCUGUGCAGGAUGGCUCCCAAUAUUUUGUCCUCCUGAUAAUCACAGAUGGGGUCAUCUCUGACAUGUCACAGACAAAAGAGGCAAUUGUGAAUGCAGCUAAACUCCCCAUGUCCAUAAUAAUUGUUGGUGUAGGCCAAGCAGAGUUUGAUGCCAUGGUAGAAUUAGAUGGUGACGAUAUCAGAAUCUCAUCACGAGGAAAGCUGGCUGAAAGAGAUAUUGUACAGUUUGUUCCCUUUCGGGAUUACGUUGACCGUACAGGAAAUCAUGUGCUCAGUAUGGCACGCCUUGCAAAAGAUGUUCUUGCUGAAAUUCCAGAUCAGCUGAUUUCUUACAUGAAGGGGAGAGGUAUCAAACCGAGUACAGCGCCUCCUCCAUACACUCCAGAAGGACUACAGUCUCAAAUCUGAUGAUACGUUUGCCAGAACAAUUCCAUACUUAUGUGGAUGUGGUCUUUAAGCGGAACCUGUUUAAAGCAGCUGACUUGGUCCUUGGGAGGAAAUCCACUCUCUUUCUGACUCCUGUGAGAAUACCUUGGCAUUCCCUUGCCUACAUUUGCCCUUCUUCUAUAUCUAGCCAGUGGCAGACAUGAUGUUCAGGGAAUAAAUCCAUUCUCUUGCUGGUUUCUGACUGAUGGACAGAGAUGUGUUUCCAAUGUUCCACAGAUAUUUAACGAGUUAAGAAGUGGGAGGAGGGUAGUCUUACCCAUUGACCUAACCUAAUGUCUUCCCCAUUAAUGGCCACAUGAUGGUCAAUGUAUGUUUAAUAAUGUGUUCUAUUUGUAAUUCUUGAAUUUUUGAUAUUGUUAUGAUACCCCUUUAGUUAGGCCUUUCCCUAAAUUUCAACUGGAUUCAAUGUAUAAAGGCAGAAUAAUAAAAUAUAAUCUAUUGACUAGUGAUACAGAAAACCAAAACACCAUUAAAGAUCAUGUUCAUCUAAAGGGAUACUUCAGGCUGGAGUUAACCCACUUUUUGAAUCCAUUUCAGAGAUAAUUUUUUUUUUUACAAU